AUGGUGGCUUCGCGGGUGAGUGCCAAGCUACUACAUCGCUACAUCGGCACAUCCAUUCCGGACCAUUCGCCAAGCCCCCUGGACAGAGAGGAUGUCAGCCCCGCUGGAAACGGACUAGCGUGGGUGGGUCCAGCGAGGCUCUGGCCCGAUCGGUGCGAGGCGCCAAGACGGACGCUUGCGCGUCUCCGCUAUGUGAAGAGUCGACGGAGGGAAGGCCAGACAGAGGAACUCGGGAGGAAAGACAGGAAGUAG
Penicillium riverlandense is the source of this 252-nucleotide messenger RNA. RefSeq lists its product as uncharacterized. The transcript is spliced from 2 exons. Lineage: Eukaryota; Fungi; Ascomycota; Eurotiomycetes; Eurotiales; Aspergillaceae. The record is from RefSeq and is a predicted model, not a curated record. The coding region runs from base 1 to 252 and encodes 83 amino acids.